AUGGAAAAUCGAAAGGAUUACGGACCUCAUUUAAUUUGUGGUCUUCUGACAAGAUUAUCUAACUUGUAUAGCGAAUUUAACAAAUGGUUACUCGCAUUCAACGUCAUACAGUAUACAAGAAUCCCUGAAGAGAGAAAACAAAAAGCAAAUUCAUAUCUCGCCAAGGGAAGCAAUGUAAACGUUGUUUUGACUAGCUACGAGUUCGCUACCCGUGAUAGGGCUACUCUUGGCCGCUUGUAUUACUCCUAUCUGAUUAUUGAUAAAGCCUAUUAUCUGAAAAACGACCAAAGCAAGCUAGGCCAAGCCAUCAGUGACUACAAAUGCGAUAACAGAUUGGUUACGCCCCUUCAAAAUAACCCUAGAGAACUUUGGUUGUUAAAUAACAGCGAUAACUCACAAUUCGAAGAGUGGUCCUCGGAUCUAUUCUCCAAAGCAGGCGGAGGAUGUCUCAUUAAUUGGAGAAGAACGUUCCUUAUCAGUCGUACUACCACCGAAGUUGCCACAGAGCUUCCUGAGAUGCGCAAAUGCAAGCUUUUGCGCACGAUGUCCGCUUGGAAAAAAGUUGUAUUCCAUGGACAACAUUCUACACCUUGA
This is a messenger RNA of Trichomonas vaginalis G3, 594 nucleotides long. RefSeq names its product aortic smooth muscle cell differentiation protein family. Gene Ontology annotation, cellular component: nucleus. The coding region runs from base 1 to 594 and encodes 197 amino acids. Gene Ontology annotation, biological process: positive regulation of transcription by RNA polymerase II. The record is from RefSeq and is a predicted model, not a curated record. NCBI's taxonomy places the organism in Eukaryota, Parabasalia, Trichomonadida, Trichomonadidae. The transcript has a single exon. Gene Ontology annotation, molecular function: DNA binding; ATP-dependent chromatin remodeler activity; ATP binding.